AUGGACAUUAUCAUUGAUGGGUCAGAUGUCUUAGAUGUCUUAUAUUGUGAAUGUGACGGUAACGGCGCCAAAUGUGAUGGUGAUUGUGAACUUGUAGAUGAAGAGACUGAUUUGUGUAUUGCUGAAGUUAUUAAAUGA
Racocetra fulgida is the source of this 138-nucleotide messenger RNA. The record is from the annotation of a GenBank genome assembly. Lineage: Eukaryota; Fungi; Glomeromycota; Glomeromycetes; Diversisporales; Gigasporaceae.